Messenger RNA from Rhodotorula toruloides NP11, 2664 nucleotides. RefSeq lists its product as uncharacterized. The transcript is spliced from 4 exons. Lineage: Eukaryota; Fungi; Basidiomycota; Microbotryomycetes; Sporidiobolales; Sporidiobolaceae. The record is from RefSeq and is a predicted model, not a curated record. Bases 1 to 2664 code for a protein of 887 amino acids.
AUGCAGGCGCACACGACGGGCGAUGUGGCCUCACUCGCGGACGAAAGCACCCCGCUGCUCGCCUCGCCCGCAUCCUCUCCCCGUUCUCGACCUCCUCGUCCGCGUCCUUGCCCACGACCCGCUCCACCUCCUCAAGAGGCCCGCGACACCCUUACGCUCCCCUACUUGACCCGCUCACUCGCCGCCAUCCGCGCCGGCUCACUCCCCUCCACCUUACAGCUCCUCACCCUCUUUCGCGCGCUACUCGACUCGUCCUUUCUGUCCGACUUCCACCAAGUCCCGUAUCUCACCAACGCCGCGACGCUCUCCAAGGAAGGAGAGAAAGUACGUUCCGCGUUGCGGGAAGUGGUGCAGAAUUUGGAGGAAUUGGUGAGGGCAAGGAAUCCGAGGGUUGAGUGGGAUGAGGAGCGAGAGGUGUGGGUUGGACAAACGGGAGAGGAAGGGACGGGCGAUGGGUGGCAGGAGUUUGUGUGGGCUUGUCGGAAGACGAGGGUGGACAUUGAUCUCCCUUCUACGUCAAUUCCCACCCCUUCCCCAUCCGACCUCUCAGCAGCGCACUCUUCCCUCUUGACCCUCCUCCAACUCACCCUCACCGCCCCCGCAUUCCUCUCCCUCCUCUCGGACUUGGUCGUCCUCCUGCGUGACUAUUUCAGCGCGACGAUUGAGAAAGCGGAGGGCGAUGAAUUGGUCAGUGCCGAAGCAGGCGAGACGGUGAAGGAUGUUGUGGAGGUAGUGGUGGAGGGUGUUAUUGGGCCAGAGGCGCAGAAGAAGGGGGAGGGAGGAUUAAGGGCGGACGAGUCGGUGCAGGAGAUAAAGGACGAGUUCGUGGAGCGCUUACAGCAGGUCCUUGUCCAGCUCCAGUCGACUCAGGCGUAUCAAGGCGCUACCCGCACACUCCUGUCCCUCGCACAUUCAUACAUUCGUCAAGCCAUCGACGAACUCACGCCCUCCAUCGACAUCGACUCUCGCGCCUCGCCUUCGACUCCUCGCCAACUAACCGACCCGUCACACAUGCUCAUCCCCCUUCUCGAGCCCUUCACAGGCGGACCAGCCUCCCUCGCUCCGCUCCGCACAUCGUUCAAGACUCUCACUUCCCGUCUCUCACCCUCGAACCCAUCGACAAAUCCGCAUGCUCUUUCGACACUAUUCUCGCAACUCGACUCGCUCGUCGACCGGGCGUUGCUCGAGCCUGGCUGGGCGGGGUCGAGGAAGUGCUAUGCCGCUAUCGGGAGGCUACGGGAGACGGCGUCGCAAGUCGGACAGGACGAUCCAGUCCUUCGCGCUGCCAUCGGAGACGCCUUCUCGCUCCUCGUCGACGCCAUCUCGAAAGUCGCCUCCGACCCACUUCUUCAUCGAACCGCCACGGCUGUCGAACAACUCGGAGAAGCGGUAGUGGGAUGGGUCGAGGUCGCAGGUGGGAAAGCGUUGCAGGUUGUGGAAGGACAGCCGUUGAACGCUAUUUGGGCUGAUUUGGUCGAGUGGGUUUGGCCGAGGGUUGUUGGCGUGCUUGCUGAGAUGUCGCUACCAAGAAUCGAGUUCGCCUCGCCCGCCGUCUCGCUCGCCAUCGAACCUCCCUCACUCCUCUCAAACUCGCUCGUCCCCUCCUCCAUCUCCAUUCGCCAAACAACAGCCCUGACCUACACUCCCUCGCACGGCUGCUCGACUCUCGCCCUCCCCCUCUCCGCUUCCGUACCCGCUCCUCCUCCUUCCUCCCUCUCCUUACGCACUUCCGCCUUCGCCUCUACCCGCCUCGAAGUCACCGGCCUCCGCCUCGAAGUCGAGAAUGUCGGCUACUUCGCCUCUUACCAUACCGGCAUCCCUUGCUUCCCAACCCUCAGCGAAAGCGGCCUUCUCGACCUCCGUCUCGGUUCAAACCCCUCCAGCGGACUAUCCUUCUCGCUCGUCACGUCCACGCUCUCCUCACCCGCCGCACGGACGCUCUUCGACCUCGACCCCGCCGAGACGCAAGUCACCCUCGAAGACUUCCGUAUCACGCCUCACCAUUCCUCGCAUCCUUGGUUGAUGUGGCUCCUCCGACCUAUCUUGCAGACGGCUGUAAGGAAGGUGGUGGAGAAGGAAGUGAGGGAGAAGGUUGUUGAGGCCGGGGUGGAGUGGGUUGGGAGAGUCGGCUGGAGCGUGAAGGAAAGGGAUAGGAAGUUGAGGAGCGAGGAGGAGGGUGAGAAGGUGGGAGUGCGGGGGGCAAGCAGAGGGGAGGACGGGGCGAAGCAGGCGGUGUGGAGAUGGUUUAAGGCUGGAUGGCAGGUCUUGCUCGGCACCGGCAACGAUCAACCGUCCUCCCCUUCAACGCCCUCUUCGCCCGCCUCAGCCGCCACUGCCGCCCCGACUCUCGACGACGUCCAGCUCAACUCACGCGGUAUCACGCUCGACCUCUCCUCCGAAGAAGCGACCGUCGGACUCGGCUCAGAAGGCGUCGUCCUCUCUCCAGGCGAAGCGUCGAUCCCUCAUCCGGACGGCCAGAAGAAGGGUUUACGGCGAGCGGUGAGGGACGAAGUGAGGAGCGAGGUGAGGGAAGGUCGGCGGGUCGGGAGGAAGGUGAUGCGGCUUCCGGGCGAGGUGGAGGAAGCGAGGGAGGAGUGGGUGGAGUAUGGGCGGCGGGAGCAGGGUGAAGUGUUGACUUGGAAGAGUGAGGCUUUCGAUCUGUAG